This is a messenger RNA of Colletotrichum gloeosporioides, 1065 nucleotides long. RefSeq lists its product as uncharacterized. NCBI's taxonomy places the organism in Eukaryota, Fungi, Ascomycota, Sordariomycetes, Glomerellales, Glomerellaceae. The record is from RefSeq and is a predicted model, not a curated record. The transcript is spliced from 4 exons. Bases 1 to 1065 code for a protein of 354 amino acids.
AUGACCCCACAGCCGCCUCAAGCAGAACUUCUUCCAGUGCCUGGUACCAACAACAUCCAGGACAUCCAGGACCACGGCACAAAGCAGCACGCUGUCCAGCACGACUUUACCAAGCACCUCGCCCACACUGCCCAGCGCAACAUUCACAUCGUCAGGCGCCCCCUCUUCGAGCACCACAUCGUUCAGCACGUCGACGAGCACCACCCUGUCGAGCAUCACAUCUCUAAGCACAUCUUCUUCAAGCACGUCAUCAUCACGCACGCCAUCUUCAAGCACUUCGUCAUUGAGCACCUCGUCAUCAAGAACCUCAUCAGCGAGCACCUCAUCAGCGAGCACCUCAUCAGCGAGCAGCUCAUCUUCAAGCAGCUCAUCGUCAAGCAGCUCAUCGUCAAGCAGCUCAUCGUCAAGCAGCUCAUCGUCAAGCAGCUCAUCGUCAAGCAGCUCAUCGUCAAGCCUCUCGUCGUCUACAUUCACGUUCGCAAGUUCUACAAGUGCUACCCCGUCAAGCAUCUCAUCAUCGAUUUCAUCGUCAUCGCGCACUUCAUCGUCAAGCAGCACAUCACCAAGCUCCAUAACGUCUACGGUUACGUCCAGAGGUUCUACGAGAACUACAUCGUCAAAUGCAUCGAGCAGUUCACCGGCGUUGUCGGUGUGUACGACCACCCGCAGGACGGCAAUAAAUAUGCAUUUACUCCAUUAUACGCCGGCGUUCAAUCUGGCUUUGUUGCGCAGUUUCUUUUUGGGCCUUCUGGCUUGGUAAUCGGCAGACCCUACCGUCUAAAGUUUUACUACGGCCUGGGUAUUCUGACACAGACCGGAAGUUACGGCAACUGCAAGUUGACACUAACUAUGCCUGGCACAUAUUCAGUGGGAAAUACCAUCAUUGUGGGCAAUACGCCCGCAGGUCAGUACCAACUGUCGGAUCAGAUUUACACUCCAAAUCAGGCCUACAACGCCAACCCGAUCAUUCAAGUUACGAUUUCUUGCGCGGACACCGCCAACCCCGCUGACGCCGAUUUCUUGCUCGACAACUUCUCACUCACGGAUUCCACCCAAUGCCCCUAG